AUGGAUGAAAAAGGUUUCUUAAUCGGCGUCCUCGCUAAAGGUAAAAGGAUCUUUUCAAAGAAGGCCUUUGAGCGAGAUGGAAUGAAACAACGGCUUCAAGAUGGAAAUCGCGAAUGGAUUACUACGAUCGCCUGUAUUUGCGCAGAUGGGACCUCGCUAUCUCCAGGUCUUAUUUAUCAAGCCGUAUCUUCAAAACUUCAAGAUUCCUGGCUGCAGGAUUUUGAAGUCUCUCAACAUAAAUGUUUCUUUGCAUCUUCCCCUUCCGGCUGGACAAAUGAUGAGCUAGGAUACGCGUGGUUACGUGAUAUAUUCGAUCGAGAGACUAAAGCGAAAGCGAGAAGACGUUGGAGACUUCUUAUACUUGAUGGUCACGGCUCACACGUCAAUAUGAAGUUUUUUAACUACUGCGAAGCGAAUAAGAUCCUCUUGAUGACGUAUCCGCCUCAUUCUACGCAUUCGCUACAGCCGCUUGACGUUGGAAUCUUUUCGCCGCUCUCAAUCGCGUACAGCAAUGAAUUAGAGCGAUUUCUUCAUACUAGUUUAGGCCUCUGUCAUAUUACGAAAAGAGACUUUUUUCGCCUCUUUUGGCCGUCAUGGGAGAGCGCUUUAUCUACUGAGAAUAUCGCUUCUUCGUGGAAAUCGGUAGGUGUUUGGCCGUUGAAUCCUGAUAUCGUCCUAUCGCGAUUCAAUCGGAAUGAUGAUAAUCGGCCUUCAUCUAGUGAGUCAUCUCGCUCAGUGCUUAGUGCAGAGGAUUGGAGAAAGAUUGAGAGGCUUCUUAAGCACGCAGUUGUUGAUUUAUACGAUCAAAAUGCCAAAAAAUUGAGUUCUACGAUGCAUCAUCUCUCUACAGAGAAUAUCAUCUUGAAACUACGCUGCCAAGGCCUUGAAGAAGCUCUACAAUUAGAGAAGAAGAAGCGCCAGCGAGGGAAGCCUCUUCUUUUUGAAUUACGAGCCCCUGAGGACGGUUUCGCGGUGUUUUACUCCCCUAAAAAGAUUCAGCAAGCUCGUGAUCUUCAAGCGGAGAAAGAUGAAGCUCUACAACUUGCGAAGGCCUCACGAGAAGAGGAAAGGCUUCGUAAGCAGCAAGAGAAGAAAAAUAAGAGGCUUUUAAUUGAAGAACGCAAGCGAAUUCGCGCUUCAAAUAAGGAAAUACGGCUUCGUGAAGCAGAGGAAAAGAAGCGUAAAAGGCAGGAUGAUCAGCUCGCUAAACAAGCGGAUAUACAGCUUCAAAAUGACUUUAAUAUCGCUCAGACAGGCGAGAAUAAGGUCUCUACAACUCCAAAGGCAAAGAAAUCGUGUAAUAGAGUUGCUGCAGAACCUGAGGUUGUUAAUGAGGUCCCCCCAACGCUUAAUCGCAGAGGUAGGCAAAUCCGCCCUCCACAGCGCUUUCGCGAUUAA
Molecule: messenger RNA, 1398 nt
Organism: Aspergillus affinis
Lineage: Eukaryota; Fungi; Ascomycota; Eurotiomycetes; Eurotiales; Aspergillaceae
Exons: 1
Coding region: 1-1398 (465 amino acids)
Cellular component (GO): nucleus
Molecular function (GO): DNA binding
Source: RefSeq, a predicted model, not a curated record